This is a messenger RNA of Peromyscus maniculatus bairdii (prairie deer mouse), 1961 nucleotides long. The record is from RefSeq and is a predicted model, not a curated record. NCBI's taxonomy places the organism in Eukaryota, Metazoa, Chordata, Mammalia, Rodentia, Cricetidae.
UGGCUCAGUCUUGAUCCGGACACCGGAGAAGACAGUCGCAGGAAGGGAGACCAGAAGACAGUCCACUCCCUCAGCCCCCAGCCCUUGGGGGCUGACGGGUAGCCAUGGACUUGUACCUGAACAACUGUUUGAAGGCUGCCGAGGCUGCCGCCUCCAAAGCGGCUUCUGGCAACCUCAAAACUGACAAAGACACUUGUAGUACCAAGAAACAGAAACCUGUUGUUCCAAAGAUUGGACCAUCUAGCCUGUUGGACUUACCCCUGGGGGCGAAACUACCUAUUAUCCCAGGAAGUACUAACAUAUUCUAUACCACAAAUAUAAGUGAAAAGCUCUAUCGGCCUUCUUUUGGUUUUAAUCUUAGUGAUCCUUACUGUAGACUCAUGGAAACCACCUACCAAAGUCUUCACGAUCCACAUCUUAAAGCAUACUUCAGACGAAAAGACAUGCUCAAGAAACUAAGACAGGGAGGAUACAUCACCAGCAAUAACAAAGUCAUAUGUUCCUUAAAAGAGUUGAACAAAUACAGACAAUAUCUUACCACUUUAAAAAUUGACUUUGAGAGAAAUUAUGUCAGGGAACAAAAAAUUAUAGAAAGCCAGGUGAAUAAGCUGAACGAAGAGAGACGAGCUUGUGACGAAGCUGCCGCUGCUGCCUCAUUUCAGCAGUGGUUGUUACGAGAAGGGAAGAAGACCUCCCCGCAUCAAGACCAAAUAAUAAAAAGAAGUGAAAGCCAGGAAUGGCAAUCCAAGGAGAUGGCACUUCUAUCAAAGAUUGGAGAAGAAGUUAAGAGAGAAGCAAAAGCUGACGAACAUCGGCGAAAAAUCAGAGAGGAAAUUAACCAAAAGAAACAAGUAAUGCUUCAGAAAAGAAUCGCCUACCAUUUACAAAAACUGCAAGAAAAAGAUAGUAAAGAAGAAAGUGUAAAGAAAAAGCGGGAAGCAACCGUCCCUGAAAGCAAAAGACAACCUGAAACAGCUUCGUCAAUAACGCAAAAAAGAUCAAGUUUGGCUGAGGAGAACACGUCUCCAGAACAUCUAGAACGAAAAUCAUCUAUAUCAAGUUUAAGGACAAGUUUCUCUGACGAAAGACUAUUACAAGAAUCAUGGAUCGAUGAACAAAGACAGUUGGCAGAAUCAAGAGAGUCAAAAUCUACCUCACAAGCGACAAAACCCAGUUUUGACGAAGAGAAAUCUUCAUUUUACGAACUUCUGGAGACAAAAUUUUCUUCGACAGGUGCAAGGAGAUCGAGUUUGCCUGAUGAGCAGACCCUUCACGAAUUUAUGGAACCUAAACAUCAUCGUCAUCCCAGUAUGAAGAAAACAAGUUUUGCCGAGCAGACAUUGUUUUACGAACCUACUGAGCAAAAAUAUGGUCCAGCAACUACAAAAAGAUCAAGUUUUAUCAACCAGAAAUUCAUUGGAGACCUCCUAGAAGCAAGAUAUCUCUAUCCAAAUACCAUGAGACCAAGUUUCACCGACCCCAGACUGAAGGAAGAUAAUUUGGAAACAAAAUCAGCUCCACCAAAUGUAAAGAAAACAAGUUUUGAUGAAGAUAGGUCAUUUCAACAACUCAUGGAUGCAAUAACACCUCCACAAUACAUAAAGAAAACAAGCUUCGCUGACCAAAAAUCAUCUCAAGAAUCUCUGGGAUCCAAACGAUCAAGCCUAUAUUCUCAAAGUCAUAAGUUUUUUGUUAAGACAUCCGCAAGUUUACCACCUCAACAGAGGAGCGGACCAAAUACAACAGAGCAAAAGCAUGAUAGAGAAACAUCAAGGAGAUCACAUCAUUCUCUUGACAGAGGAACCAAAAGAAUCUCAAUUCCUGCUUCAUCUCAUACUUCGCAAGCAACAGAAGUUUCCAGACAAUCUCUCCAUGAUAUUCCGAAACAAGAGGCAAAUAUUCCUUUUCAAAACACACAUAAACAGAGAAAGUGAUUUAUGAAAUUAUGAUCAAGAUUAGUG